Mercurialis annua (annual mercury) is the source of this 867-nucleotide messenger RNA. RefSeq lists its product as uncharacterized. The coding region runs from base 1 to 867 and encodes 288 amino acids. The transcript has a single exon. The record is from RefSeq and is a predicted model, not a curated record. Gene Ontology annotation, molecular function: nucleic acid binding; RNA-DNA hybrid ribonuclease activity. Lineage: Eukaryota; Viridiplantae; Streptophyta; Magnoliopsida; Malpighiales; Euphorbiaceae.
AUGAUUAUUUUAUUCAAAAAAGUUUUUAUUUAUCCUGUGUGUCCGGUGUGUGGUUGUGAGGAUGAGUCAGCUUGCCAUCUUUUCAUCAACUGUCGGUUUGCGCAAGAUUGUUGGAGGUCAGCAGGUAUAGCGUUUGUGAGUUAUGCAGGUACAAAAGUUGUGGACUGGGUCAAGUCUUGGCUGGUUGUAGCUGAUAAGGAGUCUGCCUGUGUUAUUUCAAUGGUUUGUUGGCACAUCUGGUCCAACAGAAACAGUAUUGUUUGGUCUGAGAAGCGGUUGGAGGUGUUGGACGUGCUUAAUAUGGCGGGGUGUCAGCUCACUGCGUGGAGAAAGGCAAGAGAAUCUAAUCCAGCUAAGGAUAAUGUUAACUUGGUGCGAGAGGAUGGUAGAUUAAAGUGGGUGAGGCCGGCCGAAGGUGUGUUGAAGGUAAACGUUGAUGCUUCUUGCAGAAAUGAUGGCAGGUCGAUAGGAGUUGGGAUAACAGUGAGAAAUAGCUCAGGUGUGCUGGUUCAAGCUCGGGCUGUUAAUUUUCUGGGGAAUCAUGAUCCAAGGGUGGCUAAGAUAAUGGGUAUACGUGAGGCUUUGAGCUGGGUGAAAACCGAUCAGCGGGUGGUGGUUGAAUCCGAUGCGAUGGAGGUGGUGUUGGCUAUUAGGAAUUCUGGUGUAGCAGAGACGGAUCUGUUGGUGCUCGAUUGUGUUGAAUUAGCGAAACAGUUUAUUAAUUUGCGUUUUGUUUUUGUAAGGCGAUCUGCGAAUCAGCCUGCGCAUGUAUUAGCGCAAUUUGCCCGUUCCUUGUCAGGUCAUCAGGAUUGGUUUAACCACUAUCCUGGAUUUCUUACAGCUGUUGUCGCUAUGGAUUUGAUUUAA